This is a messenger RNA of Anolis sagrei ordinatus, 5190 nucleotides long. It is a transcript of the gene GPR139, whose product is annotated as G protein-coupled receptor 139. Lineage: Eukaryota; Metazoa; Chordata; Lepidosauria; Squamata; Anolidae. Gene Ontology annotation, cellular component: plasma membrane. Gene Ontology annotation, molecular function: neuropeptide receptor activity. Gene Ontology annotation, biological process: phospholipase C-activating G protein-coupled receptor signaling pathway. The record is from RefSeq and is a predicted model, not a curated record.
UGGUCCUCCUCGUCCUCCUCCUGCUGCUGGGUCCAUCCUCGGGUCGGGACACCCCCCGGAGCGGGUCCAUGGAGCAGGACUCGGUCCACGCGCGCCACAACAACGCCUCCUCUUCCUCCUCGCCCCAGGGCUGCGGCUUGGGCUACGGGCCCCUCGUCUACUACAGCCUGCUCCUCUGCCUGGGGCUGCCAGCGAACAUUUUGACAGUCAUCAUCCUGUCGCAGUUGGUGGCGCGCAGACAAAAGUCCUCCUACAAUUACCUUUUAGCUCUAGCAGCUGCUGACUUACUGGUACUCUUCUUCAUUGUCUUUGUUGACUUUCUGUUGGAAGACUUCAUCCUGAAGAAGCAAAUGCCCGAGAUCCUGGACAAAAUUAUUGAGGUCUUGGAAUUUUCUUCUAUUCACACGUCCAUUUGGAUUACUGUGCCAUUAACUAUUGACCGGUACAUAGCAGUCUGCCAUCCGCUCAAAUACCACAUGGUUUCUUACCCGGCUCGCACUCGAAAAGUCAUUUUAAGUGUUUACAUCAUUUGUUUCCUGACCAGCAUUCCAUACUAUUGGUGGCCCAAUAUUUGGAAGGAAGACUACACAAGUACAGUGAUUCAUCACAUCCUCAUUUGGAUCCACUGCUUUACUGUCUACUUAGUCCCUUGCUCUAUUUUCUUCAUCCUGAAUUCAAUCAUUGUGUACAAGCUUCGUCAGAAGUGCAAUUUCCGACUGAGAGGGUAUUCUACAGGGAAAACCACCGCCAUCUUGUUUACAAUCACCUCCAUUUUUGCCAUCCUUUGGGCACCGAGGAUUAUCAUGAUACUAUAUCACCUGUAUGUCUCCCCAAUAAACAACAGCUGGUCGGUCCACAUUGUCUCAGAUGUCGCCAACAUGCUAGCCCUGUUGAACACCGCCAUCAACUUUUUCCUGUACUGUUUUAUUAGCAAGCGAUUCCGCACAAUGGCCGCUGCAACGCUUAAGGCCUUCUUUAAAUGCCAGAAGCAACCUGUUCAGUUCUAUACAAACCAUAACUUUUCAAUCACCAGCAGCCCAUGGAUAUCCCCAGCCAACUCUCACUGUGUUAAAAUGCUCGUUUACCAAUAUGAUAAGAAUGGGAAGCCUAUAAAAAUAUCGCCCUGAUUGUGAUGCAGAUGGUUCCCUCCGGGUGCAAGAUAUGUUGAAGUUGUUACGUUCGUGGGAUGUUAUGGCCCAAAUCGUCAACUGCAAAGAGCAGCCGUUGGAUUUCAUGUCUCCCUGAGAUUCAGAAGAUCGUUAGGGUAGAACUGGAAUAAACAGGAGAAAAACAAGGAGAAAGCAAAUCAGCUUCACCUCCUUUAAGCACAUGGUGUAACCUUGAAACAAGAGUGCCACGAAAUGUUCUUGGUGAAAAACUAUUCCAGUGCAGAUGUAUUACUUUGAAUGAACUGGGUUGAUCAAAAUACAUCCACACUGAAUAAUCUAUCUAUCUAUACAUAUCUAUCUAUCUAUUUAUCUAUCUAUCUAUCUAUCUAUCUAUGGAUGAGGGUUGUUGCCUUACUUGCCCUCGAUUAUUUGGUUUCCUUUUCUUUUCUGUUGCAUUUUAUAUCUGGCAUGGAAUCCUACUGCACAGAUUUUCUACAGACAGCACAGAAACAAAGUGAGCCACCCACAAAGUAUUUGUAGGAAGCCUAUGCUCAACUUUGAGGAUUCUCUGGGACAGAAAUGGGAGUCACCUUUCAGCCAUAGCAUGCCAAGCAAUGAGGAAGUACUUGCAGCCAUCAACUUGAAUGCUGAGUCUGACACCAUAUCCAAAAUUGUUAAUGAAAAGGAGAAGAAUGUUAUCCCAAUAAUAAUAAUAAUAAUAAUAAUAAUAAUAAUAAUACCAACAACAAUCAAAACACACAACACUUGGGCAUCCCUUUUGGAAUCAUGACCUUUAAAGGCUCCAUGCCCACGCCUUGCAAGGUGCUUUGUUUAUCUAUAUUCCUUUGCAUUUUAAUGGAGUCUAUAAUACCCAUUGGAGCCUAAGGACAUUGUAAGACUUUUCCUGGCGAAGCUCUUGUUUGUUGUUUGCAUAUAUGGAGGAGGGUAAGAUUGUAGGAAACAUAGGGGCCCUUUGUACCUAUAAAUUCCAGCAUUUCCUCAUCCAUCCUUAAAAGUUAUUGGGAUGAGAGAGAGAUGCUUGUGGAAGUCACAUACCAUCAACCUCGAGAUUUUCCACCAUGUUGUUUGGACCGCAUGUUUAAAAGAAGCAAAGGUUUCUUCAAAAGAACCAUCUUCACAAUCUACUAAAUAUAUUACAGAUGUCACCGGCAGAUGAAGCCACAAGUAGCAAAUGAAGCAAAGGAAAUGGACAUUGUUUACUAUUUCUUGUUGAGUAAUUGUUUCAGUGCAUGCUCGCCUUAAAUAAUACGAAACGGUAUAUAACCCAUACAAUCUUGUUCAUUUGUGGGAUUUUGACACAUGAGUGGACUGUUUCUAUAUGCUUUCCAGUCACUUUAUUAAAUGUGAGCCAAAUUCUGCUCCACACUUUUUUUCAGUAGAAAUGGUCUCAAACCCAUUAAAAAGAUCUAAAGGUGGGAUUCUGGAAAGGCAGGCCAGAUCUACACUGCCAUAUAAUCCAGUUCAAAACAGAUAAUCUGGAUUCAGAAACAAGUUUAUAUGGCAGUGUAGAUGGGGCCUCAGAUACCAUGUUGCCUAAUACCAUGUUGACUGUAGUUAAACUAGAUUAAUGUGUUUAUAGUUCCUUUUCAUACUUAUGGUAGUGAAUAGAUACUACUGCUGACAAUUAAGUGAGUAUUACAUUCAUUUGGCAGGAAAAUUGCAAGGUUGGGUCAGCUUUGCUUAGCAGCUUCAUAGGGGUGAAGGCUUGAAAGUUUAAUAUGUUAGGGAAAAAACAGCAGGAUGGUUGCGUGAUUUAUAGUUUUCUCCUUUCUCAAUCAUGCCCUCCCUAUGCUGCGCACUGAACUGAUUGUCUUAGAGGCAAGCUAUAAAAAUCAACCCAAACAUUACAGAGUUCUUUAUCAGUAGACAGUAGAGUUUUUACUGCACAGCCUGACCUUGUGCCACUCACUGUUUAAUGAAACACUUUCACUCUGGUUUUCAGAGGCUUUUAAUCUUGACACAUUGCUUUUAUGUACAAUUAUAUAAACACAUCAGGAUCGCAUCAUAUCCUAUCAGUAUAUACAAUGAUAUACUUACAACAGAUAUCAGCAAGAGAUGUACAGCAAGAAGUGAGAAUCAUAGCAAGAGAGAAGGUACAUACUUACUACCCACUUUUAAACCCAUUGCUUCUCAUGAUCAAACUGGGACAAAAUGGAAAUGGUGUAAUUCUUGUCAUGCCUGUCACAUGGUCAUGACUCAAGCUUCUUUGUAUGUCCUUCAAGUUCCACAUUACCAUUUACUUAACCCUUCAGUGGGUAUGUGACCAGAUGUUCAUUAGAACUGUAUUUUCCAAUAAGUAAUGCACAAUGGGGUCUCAGUCAGUGCAUUUUCUAUCUAACAGUCUAACAUAAUAUGUCCAUGCUCUAUAUUCAUUGGGUUUCUUCUCCCCAUAGAAUAGUAGGGAAGCAUAGGUACAAUCAUGCAGGAUCCAAAUAUCUUUCCUCUAGCCAUGAUUCUCUGGUAUUCUUGAGUCAGAAGACAUUUAUUUCAAUAGGAUUUGCUAUUAUCGGAGGUUUCGCAUCUCCAUGUGAAGCCCAGGAACAUAUCCCCUGUGGAUACAGGGGCCCUACUAUAGUUUUUUGAAAUUGAAUCUACUCCAAUAUUCUGGAACUUUGCUUAACUAGGUCUCCUUCUACACUGCCAUUUGUUGUUUAUUCAUUCAGUCGCUUCCGACUCUUUGUGGCCUCAUGGGCCAGGCCAUGCUAGAGUUCCCUGUUAGCCGUCGCCACCCCCAGUUCCUUCAAAGUCAAGCAAGUCACUUCAAGGAUACCAUCCAUCCAUCUUGCCAUUGGUCGGCCCCUCUUCCUUUUUUCUUCCAUUUUCCCCAGCAUCAUUGUCUUCUCCAAACUUUCCUGUCUUCUCUAUGUGGCCAAAGUAUUUCAUCUUUGCCUCUAAUAUACUUUCCUCCUGUGAGCACCCGGGCUUUAUUUCCUGAAGUAUGAACUGGUUGGAUCUUCUCACGGUCCAAGGAACUCUCAGAAUUUUCCACCAACACCACCAUUCAAAAGCGUCUAUCUUCCUUCGCUCAGCCUUCCUUAUGGUCCAGCUCUCACAUCCAUAGGUUACUAUGGGGAAUACCAUUGCUUUAACUGUGUGGAUCUUCGUUGCCAUUGUGAUGUCUCCACUAUUUUAUCGAGAUUGGCCAUUGCUCUCCUCCAAACAUCUUCUGAUUUCCUAGCUGCAGUCCACGUCUGCAGUAAACUUCCCGCCUAGAAAUACAAAGUCUGUCAUUGCCUCCACGUUUUCUCCCUCUGUUUGCAAGUUAUCAAUCAGUCUUUGUCAUAAUAUUGGGGUAUUUUUAUGUUUAACUGCAACCCAGCUUUUGCACUUUAUUCUUUCACCUUGGUUAGAAGAACACUGCCAUAUAAUCCAGAUUAUCGAAGCAGAUCAUCCGCAUUAUGUGUUGUCAGAAGCUUUUAUGGCUUGGUUGCUAUGAAUUUUUUGGGCUGUAUGGCCAUGUUCAAUCGGAAAUUUUAAUGAAGCCUUUGCCUUGCUGGAGGGAUUGAAAACUAGGCAACCUUUUGUAGCCCUCAAAAGUAUUUGCAUGCAGGGAUAUGCAGCACAUUUCAUGUACUAAGAAUCUGGAAAAGGGGCCCAAAAACUUAAAGUCAUUUUUAGCAGAGUUUUAUUCUGCGUUGGGUCCUGAUCAAAGGAAUGUUACCUUUUGGCUACAACCCCCAGAAUCCCCAAACAUCAUGACCUCUGCCAACUGGGGGAUUGCAGCUACUGUAGUUACAAUUUUUGAGGUCUGGUUAAACCACAUGCAAUGAUUGUAUAUACUAAGAACAUUUACUGCAAUAAGAAGUCAGUGAAAAAUGUUAAUGGCCAUAACAAUGACAAAAUAAUGCACAAAUAUCCAGUGCUUUACUACAAGCUUGAAUGUUCUGGAACAUAAACCAUAUGUUCCAAUCCUCCACUUCUUAGUCCUUUUCCUUUUGUACCUUUAUUUUAUUAACCUUUGAAAUGUUCUGUGUUCUUGAGUUUGGAUGAUCACAUAUCAUUGUUCCUCUGAAAUGUGCUUGCCGGAAGGCUAGAUGGAGGAAUUACAUGAUUGUAUACA